CUCACAAAAGAAUCAUCUCCAAAUUCAAGAUGGAGCUCAAUAAAUUACAUUUUUCUACAAUUUUAUUAUUUUUCUUCUUCAAGACUGCUUCUCAGAUGCCCAUCCUCGAAGGAAUAAUGGACAUUCCGAAGAACAACACGCCCAAAGAUCUCCUUGCCGACACGUUAUUCAAAGCUGCGAUCAUCUUGAACAACCCGAACAAGCCCUUCGGUGACAUCGGAAAAGUCGUCGGGGAAAUUGCCACAAAGAGACUUUUGGAAAUCGGCAAAGAACUAAAAACAACGUUAGAAGCCAAAAAUUCCAAAAACGAAAAAUUAAGUGAAUUCAGUGACGAAAGCAGCGAUUUUUCCGAAUCGACAAGCCGCACAUCGCGUCAAGCACCUCCGCCAUUCCCGCAAAUCGAGACAGCAAUUAGAUUAAUUGGAUUGGCGAUUAAUUUGGGCACGACACUCUUGCCCGGCGCUAUUUUGAACGUAACGACAACGGCAAACGAGCAAUUCGCCCCCGCAGGUUGAUACUUUUUCACAACAGAAAAAAUAAAUAAACAAAGUGCAUACAAUUAAU
This is a messenger RNA of Culicoides brevitarsis, 564 nucleotides long. RefSeq lists its product as uncharacterized. Lineage: Eukaryota; Metazoa; Arthropoda; Insecta; Diptera; Ceratopogonidae. The coding region runs from base 30 to 515 and encodes 161 amino acids. The record is from RefSeq and is a predicted model, not a curated record. The transcript has 2 exons.